AUGGCUAGUAGUUCAAUUCCGAUUACAUCUGAUCCUACUUCACCAUAUUAUAUAAAUCCUUCUGAAAAUACUGCUUUACCGAUUGUUUCUGAGAAGUUUUCUGGAGAAGCUUUUGGCGAAUGGAAAAGGAGCAUGAUGAUUGCAUUGGCAACGAAGAACAAAUUAGGAUUUGUGGAUGGAAGUUUACCUAAACCAGAUGAGACAAAUCCUAAUUGUGCAGCAUGGAAGCGAUGUGAUGCAAUCAUAAUUUCUUACAUCUUGAGAUCGUUAGAAAAUUCAAUUGCUAGAAGUGUCCUGUUCUUGAAUACAUCACAAGAAAUCUGGAAGGAUCUUGAUGAAAGAUUUUCACAAACUUCAGGACCUCAACUGUAUACAUUGCAGCAAUCGUUAGCAGACUUAAAACAAGGACCAGAAACUUCAAUCACUGAGUUCUUUACACAGUUGAAGGCUAUUUGGGAUCAGAUAAAUCAAAUGAAUCCUUUGCUUACUUGUAGCAGUUCAGGUUGUACUUGUAUUCAAGUGUUCUUGAAACAACAACAAGAAGGAAGGCUGGUACAACUCUUGAUGAAGUUAGACAGUAAAUUUACUGCUGUGAGAACCAAUAUUUUGAUGAUGCAGCCAUUACCGAGUAUGUCUAUGUCAUAUAAGUUGUUGAUACAAGAAGAAAAACAAAGGCAGGCAAGUAAUGCUGAAGAAGAAAAUAAUUGA
Messenger RNA from Chenopodium quinoa (quinoa), 708 nucleotides. RefSeq lists its product as uncharacterized. The record is from RefSeq and is a predicted model, not a curated record. The transcript has a single exon. Lineage: Eukaryota; Viridiplantae; Streptophyta; Magnoliopsida; Caryophyllales; Amaranthaceae. The coding region runs from base 1 to 708 and encodes 235 amino acids.